AUGGCUACAAACAGCAAUCCACAUCACUCAGUAGCAACGGCUGAUCGCUCACCAUUAUCAUACACGAGUUCUUCAUUGAGGAGCGCACCGGGGAGUCGCCGUGAACGAUUGCGUUCUUUCGCACGUGCCACUAGUCAAGUCAUCAAGCAAGAGAUCAACAAGUACUAUGAUUCGCUACCUGCAAACAACGAUGACCAAGCCAGCGUAAAGGACACGGAUUCUAUAUCAAGUCAACCAAGGUCAACAGCCGAAUCGACACGUUCUUUACCGCCUUCUCGACCCGGUGUCGUUCGAACGAGGACUCAAUCAAUGAAUGAUUUGGAACCAUCCAAUAGCAGUAGCACCGGCACCAUUACACCCGACAGUGGGAAACCGCAUUGUAUGUUAUUUCCGACAUACGCCUGUAAAACAAUUGAUCACAACAACCAAACAAAAUGGCGUGUACGGUUGGCAGGAUGGACAUUUGCUUUGCCCGGUUCAAGUCGUAUUGAGCGUUGGAUAUUAGCUGCAGGGCGGACAUACGGCGGUCUUUCCGCUAAUUCGGCAGAGGAUGUGCAUUUUGCUCGAUUAUUGAAUCAAUUUCGUUGCCAAACGAUGCGAGGCGUGGAUCUUCUUUUAUCAGUCGUCGAUGUCAUUCCAGUUGAACGGGCUUUGAUCUAUCAACAUCAUUCAUCUUCUUCUUCAUCUUCUUCUUCUUCAUCAUCAACAUCUUCUUUACCCGACAAUGUCAUUACAAAUGAUACACCACCAACUACAUCAACAUCAACACCACCACCGCCAAAUCAUAGUCGACAUCCUUUUAGUUUACAUCAUAUUCGUGACAAGGCAACCGAUGCACUCAAGGCUUUCAUGAUUAACUCGGGCCCCACGGGACGUUUCGAGCAUCUGCUGACACUCGAUCUCUCUCACACUCUUCAUGAUGCAACUCGAAAGAUGCUUCGGCUAAAGGCUUCAUUCGACAACAGACUAGAUGCCACGCAUCACGAUGGCUAUGUAGACUUGAUCGAACCCGAAGGCAUCUCCAUCAUUUCGGACAUUGAUGACACCAUCAAGAUUACUGGUAUCCUUGAUGGAAAGGAUACGAUUCUCCAAAAUACGUUCUUCCGUAAAGCUGACGAGGUGCCUGGCAUGUCCGAGGUCUAUCGUAAAUGGGUCGAGCAAGGUGCUCAUGUGCAUUACGUAUCCAAUUCACCAUGGCAGGUGUAUCCAGCACUAAGCGAGUUUUUGCAUGAUCAACAAUUUCCUCCUGGAAGUAUGCAUUUGCGUGCUGUUAGCACAGGUGAUUUGAUUCGACGAAAGGCUGCACAACACAAACUAGACGUGAUACCCCAAAUCAUUCAGGAUUUUCCAAAACGUAAAUUCAUUCUUGUCGGUGACUCUGGUGAACGCGAUCCUGAAAUCUAUCGUAUGCUUUAUGAUCGCUUCCCCGACCAGAUCAUCAAGAUAUUCAUCCACGAUGUUACGAGCGAGCGAGCUAAACGUGCAGACCAACGAGAGCUUGAAAGAUCGGAUUCGUAUUACAAUGGGUUGCGAAGAUUCCUUAGCCGAGAACAACCACCAGGAUUACCACCUCGGCCCCAACGAAGCGGCACAUCUACAACAGCCAUUAUGGAUGUCAUUGGUGAUACAGAUAUACCAGAGGAAGAAAAAGUCAUGGAAGACCCAGCUGUUCCACUGAAGACCAAGCUUGAUAUAUUCCACGAGAGAAUGGAAGAGAUAGCAAAAGGUUUGCCUCAGGACACAUUUACAUUGUAUACCCUAGCAUCCCAGCUGGUCACGGAUGCCAAAGUUUCCUCAGAGUUUGCUCAAGCACAACAACCCCUUAUACAGCUAUAA
Molecule: messenger RNA, 1836 nt
Organism: Lichtheimia ornata
Lineage: Eukaryota; Fungi; Mucoromycota; Mucoromycetes; Mucorales; Lichtheimiaceae
Exons: 7
Coding region: 1-1836 (611 amino acids)
Cellular component (GO): actin cortical patch
Molecular function (GO): phosphatidate phosphatase activity
Source: RefSeq, a predicted model, not a curated record